UAUUAUUAACACAACAUAUUUACAGGAAGGAGCUGGUGCAUCAAGUGCAAAUAUCAGACGUGCAGCUGCAUUUGCCAUCAAUGUGAGGGAGAGAUGUCACCUGUCUCAGAGGAGCGUCAACAACAUUGUUUCUGAAGUCCAGCAGUAUCAAACUACUCUUCUGAGCACCUUGAGGGACACAAUGAAGAGGAUCUUUGAAAGACAUUCAGACAGUGUGGAGCAGCUACAAGAGGAAGUACUGGCAACAUUAGACAAUUUUCAAGAUCCUUUCUCCUUCAUGGCCACCACAUACAUGCAAGACAGCACCAUCCAGAGGCUUUUUAACCCAGUUAAACCAGAGGAGGUAGUUAUGUCUCAGAGGGUUUGUCGAGUUAAAAAAGGACAAUCAAGAGUUCUUGGAAUUAAAAACAGAAGCUUUUACUAUAUAUCCCUGGUUAAGAGUCUUGAACAGCUGUUGUCCAAUUCUAGGAUUUUUGAUAUGAUCCGCACCACGCCACAGAGUUGUCACAAAGAUGGAUUUUUGUAUGAUAUUGUUGAUGGGAGCCUUUUCAAAUCCCACCCACUGUUUUCAGUGAAACCUUCUGCUUUACAGAUCAUUUUAUACACUGAUGAAAUAGAGAUCUGCAAUCCUCUCGGGUCACAUGCUUCAGUAAAUAAAUUACUGAUGGUUUAUUAUACUUUAGGAAACAUAAACCCCAAGUUUAGGUCAAAGCUGGCUGCAAUCAGACUCCUUGCUAUAGCAAAAGCUGAUGAUAUUGACAAAUGUGGUGUUGAUUUUGUAUUACAAAGAAUUGAUGAAGACUUAAAGUUGCUGUAUAAUGGUGUCACAAUCCAAACACAGAGUGGUGGAUUCGAGUUAUUUGGUGCUGUAAUUUCAGUGUGUGGUGACACACUUGCGCAGCAUGAGCUUGCUGGUUUCAAGGAAGGAGUUGGUUUUGCAUACAGUAAGUGUAGGCAUUGUGAAUGUACCUUUGAGGAAAUGCAAAUUAAUUUUAAUGAAGAGCGCUUUCCAAAAAGGACAAUGGAAAAACAUAUUCAACAGUGCCAUGAAAUAGAAAAGGCCAGCACAGACUUCUUGAAAUCGGCCCUCAAAACCACCUAUGGUAUAAACAGAAGGAGCAAGCAGGUUGAUUUUCCAGCCUUUGACCUCAUUCGGCAAACUCCACAGGACAUAAUGCACAUCAUUCUUGAGGGUGUUGCACCAAUGGAAGUUUAGUGUGUGAUAAAAUACCUUGUUCUGUCUGGACAGAUGGAGUUGGAUGUGUUCAAUUCAGCCAUGCAAAGUUUUCCUUUGUCACCAGUAGAUGUACGUGACAAACCCUGCCCUAUAAGUGUCAGUACCUUGGCAUCAAAUGAUAACAAACUUAAACAGUCCUCAGGGCAAAUGCUGAUAUUGCUGAAGAUCAUGCCUUUUCUGCUGAAUACUAUAGAGAAAAAUGAGUAUGUUCAGUUUGUUUUGGACUUAAUUGAGAUAGUUCAUAUACUUUUUGCUCCUGUUUUAUCUGUGCAGACUGUAUUAAGACUGAGAAGUAUGAUUGAACAGCAUUUGAAACAGUUUAAGCAACUUUUUCCUGAGAAUAAUGUCAUUCCUAAGCAACAUUACCUGCUGCAUCUCCCUUCCCAAAUUCUUUCCCUGGGCCCUAUGAUAAGACACAUGUGCAUGAGAUUUGAGUCAAAGCACUGUUUUUUCAAACAGUGGUCAUCUAAAUUGAACUUCAAAAAUGUCUAAGUCACUUGUGAAACAUAAUCAGCUUUUUGAAUGCUGUCAAAAUGAAAUGGGUAUGGAGCAUCCGAUUUUUUUACAUGAGAAAGAAUUGGGUCCUGUCUCAGAAGUAGCAAAUAUGGAGUAUGUUAAUGCAAAGAUGAGAUUUUUUGGGGAUUUAUGGCAUACAACACACAGUCAAAGUAAAGUGGCUUAUUCUCAAUGGGAACAAGUACAUAAGUGACAGGUCUCUAAUAAUCACCACUACAAAUGAGACAGUGCCUGUCUUCGGAUUUAUAAAAAACAUUUAUGUGGUAAACAGCUCAUUGUAUUGUUUUGAGUACCAGCUUUAUGAGACAGUGGGUUGGAAUAGAGGUCUUUUAGCCUAUGAAGUUGCAGUGCCUAAUCUUGCUCAAGCAACAGAGUUCAUCGAUGCUGAAAAACUAGUGGAUCAUACAUCAUAUUACCCUGUCAGUUUCAAAAACACCACGUAUGUUCUGACAAAAUAUUAUCUUGGUGAUGUUGCUCUACUUAAACAGUGAAAUGAAUGUGAAUAAACAUGUUACAACUGUGACCAGAGUGUGUGUGAAUGCUUACUGGGAGGUCUUGAAAGAAGUUUUCUAAGCUAAGAAGUGGUCAUGAAAGAGUAUCUGACAUAAUUCAGCUUACUUUCUGUGGAAAAUAUAUAGUUUUAGGAUCUACUUACUAACUAAGAA
This is a messenger RNA of Gadus chalcogrammus (walleye pollock), 2418 nucleotides long. RefSeq lists its product as uncharacterized. The record is from RefSeq and is a predicted model, not a curated record. The transcript has 2 exons. Lineage: Eukaryota; Metazoa; Chordata; Actinopteri; Gadiformes; Gadidae. The coding region runs from base 182 to 1216 and encodes 344 amino acids.